Messenger RNA from Paramisgurnus dabryanus, 1478 nucleotides. NCBI's taxonomy places the organism in Eukaryota, Metazoa, Chordata, Actinopteri, Cypriniformes, Cobitidae. The record is from RefSeq and is a predicted model, not a curated record.
CGAUGACAUGUCAAUAUAGGCUAAACAAGUUACACAGCCAUUUAAAUCAUGGAUUCGGGUGUCAUCACUAAGCGUUUUACUUUGCUUGGCAUUUUUCUUUAUUUCGGAACUUUACUGUCAGUUAAGGCGGAGACGCAUUCCCUGUACUACAUCUACACAGCUUUAUCCAAACCUGUGGAUCUGCCAGGCAUCUAUGAUUUCACAGCUAUGGGUUUACUGGAUGACAGACAGAUUGAUUACUACAACAGCAAGGAACAAAAAAAGAUUCCUAAACAGGAUUGGAUGAAAGAGAAAUUGCCACAGGAUUACUGGGAGAAAGGUACCCAAUCCCGAAAGAGCAAAGAACAGUGGUUUAAUGUAAAUGUUAACAUUCUGAUGGAACGAAUGAAUCACACUAAAUCAGAUCAUGUUCAUAUUCUUCAGUGGAGACAUGGUUGUGAAAUUGAAAAACAGGGAUAUGAAGUGACAUUUCUCAAAGGUAUUGAUGAGUACAGCUAUGAUGGUGCAAACUUCCUUUCCUUUGAUGAUAAGAACUCACAGUGGGUUGCCCCAGUUCCUGAAGCUGUCCCAACCAAGAGGAAAUGGGAUAAUGUGCCCAUCUUAAACCAGUACACCAAGGGCUACCUGGAGAAAGAGUGUGUGGACUGGCUGAACAAGUUCAGAGAAUAUGGAGACAAAGAACUCAGAAAUCACUCUCCACCAGAGGUUCGUGUGUUCGCUAAAAGGGCUCCCGGAAACAAAAACAACUUGAAACUCACCUGCCUGGCCACUGGCUUCUACCUUAAAGAUGUGGCACUGUAUAUUAGGAAAAAUCGCACAUAUCUGCGUGAAAAUGAGAUUGAAUCGACAGGAGUCAGACCAAAUGAUGAUGGAACAUAUCAGCUGCGAAAGAGUGUGGAAAUAGCAGAAGAUGAAAAAGCAGAUUAUGAUUGUUUUGUGACCCACAUCACCCUACCAGAACCAAUAAUCACCAAAUGGGAUGGAAAAUGCAGUGACUGCAGUGAAUCCCUGGCUAUUGGUGUUGAGAUCGGCAUUGUGUUUACAGUUGUUUUCCUUUUAGUUACAGCAGUUGGUAUUCAUCUUUUCAAUAAAAAUAAUGGUCAGUAUAACAACAUUACAUAAUUAUGACCGAUGAACAGAGGUGGAAAGAGUAAUAAAAUAUUGUACUCAAGUAAAAGUAAAGUUACUUUAAUACUAUUUUACUUAAGUAAAAGUAAAGUUACUGGUCUAAAAAUCUACUCAAUUAAAAGUAAAAAGUAAGUCAUUUUAACUUUACUCUGAGUAAAAGUUACUUUUUGACAGCGGGGAGAGGUGGAUGAUUCUAGUUCAAAAACGACAAGGGAAUAUAAAUCUCAAACUAGUUGUUUUUAAUUAGGAGCAUCUUUACAAUUAAAGUGCAACAACAAAAAGUUAAUAAAAUAAAAAGCUUUUUUAAACCAAGAAACAUUUAUGGAAUUUAUUAUUGUUAAAUGGUUUUU